Molecule: messenger RNA, 3924 nt
Organism: Solenopsis invicta (red fire ant)
Lineage: Eukaryota; Metazoa; Arthropoda; Insecta; Hymenoptera; Formicidae
Gene: unc-45
Product: protein unc-45 homolog B
Exons: 5
Coding region: 969-3773 (934 amino acids)
Molecular function (GO): Hsp90 protein binding
Source: RefSeq, a predicted model, not a curated record
AAAAAUGGCACGAAACAGGCUGGAAGAAGCUGCCCAGUGCGAGGAACAACCACCGACGCACGAAAACGAAUUUCGCGAAUCAUGUCGGCAUUCGUAACUACAAUCACGGCGUGCAAAAACAAUCACGCGUGAUGCUUGGCAUCCAAGGGAAAUCGUGAAACGCAUCGAAACAUUCGAAUUUUUACGACGACUCACCUACGCGCGGCGAUGAACGCGGGAGAGACGCGGCACACAGCACGAUUCGAAACACUUUGCCGGCUUUGGCGCACGUUCCGCAAGAAUGGCUGUUAACUUUCGAGAAUCGCAAUCUCGAACGUUUGCGAGUCUCGAAGUAUCGACUGGAGUCGACUCUCGAUGCUCUCGAUUUUACGCCGCAUCGGCCGCGGCGCUCGCGAAAGAUGUUAGAAAUGAUAUAACCUCAAACGUGGGAAUUUUUUAUUUUUGUCCGUGAAAAUGUGAAUCGAAUAAGGUUGAUGUUCGUGCAAAUAAAUUUCUCGCGCUUCGAAUAAACCGCAUGCUUUUUCCAGCUUCGUCAGGACAUUCCUAAAAAAAAAAAUGAAACUAAAUUACUCAUCUCAUAAUGAUGCCCGUCUCGCAAAAUUGCGUGUUUUGCGUUAAAAUGAAUUAAAUUAUUUGUACAUACAUAAAUUAAAUAUAAAUAAUAAUAGGCUGCUGACCCAAAUUCGAAUUUUCGCGAUCGAUGAUAAUUGAAUUAUAGUCAACAGAUUAGAGGCGUUGGUGUGCCUAUAUUUAACUCAAUGCUUCUAUUUAUGUCGAAGACGUUUCGCCAAAAAUAAACCCUCUAGACAGUUCCACGCUUUCUAUAAUACGACGAAGCACAAGCAAUUCCGGAUCAUUCUAAACACGAAUUGAACUGCAGACUACUGUUUUAAAUUGCAGCGUCAUAACUUGAGGAAAUCAAAUCGUUCUCUGUUACUUGGAAGCUCAUUUCAGAGAAUUAAUCCAUCAUGAAGACGAUUGCACAGGAGUGGAAAGAGAAAGGUAAUGAAGAGUUUAAUAAAGGCAAUUGGUCAGAAGCCUUGAGUCACUACACAACCGCAUUGAAACUGGUGAAUGAAGAUAAUGCAGAAAAAGCAGUGUACUACAAAAAUCGAGCUGCUGCUUAUUUGAAACUACGCGAUUACGAGAAAGUGGUCAAAGACUGUGAUGAUGCACUGAAGAUAUGUUGUAAUGAUCCCAAGGCAUUAUUUCGUAGAUGUCAAGCACUGGAGGCAUUAGAAAGAUUCGAGGAAGCGUAUCGGGAUGCAAGAAACAUUAUUUUAUGCGAUCCUAAUAACAAAGUUAUUCAGCCCAUAGCAAUGCGCUUACAUGAAAUUGUACAAGAACGCCACAAGGAAAAUUCACGUAUUAGUACCAAGGUAUCACAAAUGUUAGAUUUGGCAUUUAAUGUAAACACAGAUAAGGAGAAACGUGAAACUGCUAUGAAUAAUUUGCUUGUGCUCGCACGUGAAAGAGCUGGCGCUGAGGAGAUCUUCAAAGGACAAGCUAUACCCAAAAUAGCGCAGCUUGUAAAAGUUGAAAAAAACGAUGAAGUGAUAUGUAGCGCAAUUCGUAUUAUAGGCGAAUUAUGUAAAAAUAAUAUCAGUCGCACCGAGUCCAUUAUAAAAGACCUCGGUUUGCCUUGGUGUUUGGAAAUGAUGAACAGCACAUCUACAGAGAGAGUCAAUGCGUCUCAAUAUUGUUUACAAAAUAUAUUGAACGCUUACAGUGGUAUGGAUAAUAAGCCUGAUUCGAAACCUGAUAAGGCUUUGUGCGAGGCGCAUAAGAAGGAAAUAGAUACGAUUUUGUCAUGUUUGCUGUACAGUAUAACAAAUAGAACGAUAACAGGCCUUGCGAGAGACGCGAUAAUAGAAAUUACUAUGCGUAACAUUCACUAUACCGCGUUAGACUGGGCCGAACGAUUCGUCGAGCUUCGCGGUUUACAGAGAUUAAUGGAGGUGGCCAGUGAAAUGGAGGAAUACAAAUACGAAUCCUCGAUGGACAUCACGUCUUCCACGCGAACUAUAACCAGUGUGUGCUUGGCUAAAAUAUAUGAGAACAUGUACUAUGAUGCUGCUAAGGAAAAAUUUAGCAACGCCAUUGAUGAAUUUAUUAAAGAUAAAUUGCUUUCGCCUGACAUAGAAUCUAAGGUACGUGUAGUAGUUGCGAUAACAACCUUAUUAUUGGGCCCGUUAGACGUUGGAAAUGCAGUUGUGGCUAAAGAAGGGAUUCUAGAAAUGAUUCUCGUUAUGGCGGGAACAGAUGAUGUAUUGCAACAAAAAGUAGCAUGCGAAUGUAUCGUUGCCGCUGCGACCAAAAAAGACAAAGCCAAUGCGAUCAUAAAUCAAGGUGUAAAUAUAUUGAAGAAAUUAUAUCAAUCUAAGGAUGAUUCGAUUCGAGUUCGAGCGUUAGUGGGUUUGUGCAAGUUGGGCAGUUCCGGAGGCACGGACGCGACUGUCAAACCGUUUGCAGAGGGAGCAACGAAAAAAUUGGCCGAGGCUUGCAGACGGUUCUUGACCAAAAAAGACAAAGAUAUGAGGAAAUGGGCUGUGGAAGGUCUGUCGUAUCUCACUUUCGACGCUGAAGUCAAAGAGAAAUUGAUCGAGGAUCAGCAAGCUGUGCAGGCGAUGAUUGAGCUCGCCAAGACUGGUGAUCAAUCGAUUCUCUAUGGCGUAGUCACGACGUUAGUAAAUCUGUGCAAUGCUUAUGACAAACAGGAACUCAUACCCGAGAUGAUAGAAUUAGCCAAAUUUGCGAAACAUCAUAUUCCCCAGGAACACGAACUGGACGACGUUGACUUCGUGAAUAAAAGACUGUGCGCGUUGGCCAAGGCUGAUGUGACUAGCGCUUUGGUGAGUCUUGCCAAAACGGACAGUCAGAACAGCAAAGAAUUGAUAGCCCGCGUUUUUAAUGCGAUAUGUAGCCAACAAGAAGUGAGAGGAAUGAUCGUUCAACAAGGUGGCGCGAAGGCGUUGCUACCCUUAGCACUGGACGGUACGGAUAAGGGAAAAAAGCAAGCUUCGCAAGCUCUGGCUCGUCUGACCAUCACGAUAAAUCCGGAAGUCGCGUUUCCUGGUCAGAGGAUCAUGGAAGUUGUUCGGCCGUUCAUAAAUCUCUUAAACCCAGAGUGUUCCGCGCUCGAGAAUUUCGAGGCUCUAAUGGCUUUAUGCAAUCUAGCUGGUGUCAACGAUAGCGUGCGGAAUCGUAUAUUGAAGGAGGGAGGAUUCCAGAAGAUCGAGGCCUACAUGUACGAGGAUCAUUACAUGUUGAAACGAGCGGCCACGGAAGUUAUAAAUAAUUUGAUAAUGAGUGAUGAAGUGAUUCAUUAUUUCGAGCAGGAAAACGAUCGAGUCAAGUAUCUCGUGAUAUUAUGCCAGGAUGAGGAUGAAGUUACUUGCAUGGCAGCAGCUGGUGGUCUAGCGAUGCUGACACCACGCAGUGUAAAGGCUUGCGAGAAGAUUUUCGACUCAAAAGAUUGGUUGGAAUCUCUACACUUUUUACUCGCUAAUCCAAACAGCGAAUUGCAACAUAGGGGUGUUGUAAUUGUGCUGAAUAUGAUAAGAAGCACAAAAGACGUUGCUGCGAAACUCAUCGAAACGGAUAUAAUGGAAUUACUGAUGGCAUUGAGCAAAAACGAUACUGUGGAAAAUCAGAAAAUCAAGGAAUUGGCGUCCACUGCUUUAGAAGCUGCUGCAAAAUGGAAACUAAUCAAGAAAAAUGUCGAGGAUGAUCAAUCGUUACAAAACGCUGAUAAUACAGACAACGUUGAAUAAAGAAAUUGUAUUUGAACAUUUUUAUAACGUUAAAUCGUAGAUAAAAGUGAGAAAUUGUAUAUCUUCCUCAUACUUCAAAUUAAGUGCCUUAAGAAAAUACUGAAAUCCUAAAUACUAAUUGUAUUAGAGAAUAAAUUAAUUUUCGAAUUAG